Messenger RNA from Paramuricea clavata, 1134 nucleotides. The record is from the annotation of a GenBank genome assembly. NCBI's taxonomy places the organism in Eukaryota, Metazoa, Cnidaria, Anthozoa, Malacalcyonacea, Plexauridae.
AUGUGGAUUCCAGCCGUAGGUUUGCGGACAGGUGCUGAUUAUUUGACAAAGAAUAUUGGGAAAUUCUAUGGUAUAAAUAUAGACAACAUUCCCUACGUGAUUCAGGAUGCUCUUAAAGAAAAAUUAAAAUCAGUUCCCCAAAUUAUUAUUCCCGAAACACACUUCGAUAGUUAUUUUGAUGCUGAGCCACCGUUUCAACUUGGUGAAGCGUUAUUGACGGGAAGCUUGAGCGAAGGUCUUUUCCUCUAUUAUCCACAGUUACCAGAUAUGGACUUCAUGUGUGUUUUGAAGAAUAUCACGCUUUCGCAGGAAGAUCAAGCCACUGGCUGCUUGCUGUUAAGAGAAGAUACACCUUCUGUUUAUGCAUUUAUCACAAGCAAAGAAAUACAAAAUUUGUGGAGUGAAUUUCUUGAUGAUACAGAUAAUCAAGUGGGGAAGCAUCGAUUAUCUUCAAAAAAAUUAAAAGAAAAACUACAAGAAAACUAUCAAAAAAACGACAGCUUGCUUUUUCCUAUUGUUCGUAAUUGCAAAGAAGAACUCGAAGAAGUAACAGAAGGUGCGGCAGCAACCGUCAAUAAGUCAAAACCAGACAUAUCUUUCGGUCAUUGUAUGACCGAUUCAGCAAAGGCAGCUUUUUUAUUACCACUCAAUAAACAAGUUGACGUACGAAUGAAAUUCAAGCAGAUAAAGGAAAAUUUAGUGCAUUCUAUUUUUUAUAAAAUGAUUUCUUCCAGUGAUAUCGUGUUGUCUAUAUUUUGUGAGGGAUGGCCGCCCGUUGCACGAGAAUGGGUAACACGAGAACGAUUUUGGCCAGAUAUAUAUUCUGAUGAGAAAAUCACUCAAGGUGGAUUUCACAUUGUUCCAAAAAGUUCGCCUGAUGGCGAUUUUCGAUUGUCUUUUUCAUGCGCCGAAAUAAUGUUGAUUAAAACACUUUCACCACUGCAACACAAAGUAAUGAGAGCUUUCAAAGCAGUUGUGAAAUACCACGAAAAUAGCUGGGGUCCAAAUUUAAAGGAGAUUUUAUCGAGUUAUUAUUUGAAAACAAUCGCGUUUUGGCACUUUGAGAAAACCUUACAAGAAUCUUGGACUGAAGAAACUUUAGUUCAUCAUCUUGUCGCAUUACUUGAAGCGUGA